Monoraphidium neglectum is the source of this 2880-nucleotide messenger RNA. RefSeq lists its product as hypothetical. Bases 1 to 2880 code for a protein of 959 amino acids. The transcript is spliced from 5 exons. NCBI's taxonomy places the organism in Eukaryota, Viridiplantae, Chlorophyta, Chlorophyceae, Sphaeropleales, Selenastraceae. The record is from RefSeq and is a predicted model, not a curated record.
AUGCCCCCGCCGCACCCUGCCUCGCAGCGCGGGAGCGAGCGGACGCUGUUUGGCCCCGGCGCCGGCGUCAAGUCCUUCCAGGCCCUCACGGCACUGGCGGCAGCCCCGCGCCCCCGUGCAGCAAAGCGCGGCGGCGGCGGCGCGACGGCGGGCGCGGCCGCGGCAGUGGUGGCAACGGCCGGGCGGGAGGAGGGGGACGCGGCGCAUGUGCGCGUGGCUGAGCUGGCUGCGGCGCCCUUCACGCUGCAGGAGCUGGUGCAGCCGGAGCACCUCGCAGCCGCCCUGGCCUUCCUCCUGGAGAACAACUUGGCCAUUGCAUACCUGCAGCAUAAGGAGGCCGAGGCGGCGGCGGCGAUGGCGGACCUGAUGGCCUCGCCCUCGUGGGGGGUGCCCGCCGCCAAGCACCAGGGCUUGAGGCCGCCGGAGGCCGCGGCGGCACACGGCACCGCAGCACGCCAGCAGGCCGCGGCGGCGGCGCCCACGACGGCAGCAGCGGCGGCGAUCGCCAAAAAGAAGAAGAGGGGGGUCGAGGCGCCGGGUGCCAGCAAGCAGCAGCAGGCGCACGCGGCGCAGCACGCCCCAGAGGCUGCCUCGGAGGGCGCAGGCAGCGGCAGUGACGCGUCCGCCAGCGCCGCUGGCCUCGCCAGCUCCAGCGACGCCGAAGGCAGCGGCGAGGCGAGGGGCGCCCGCGGCGGCGGCGGCUGCGGGGCGCAUCUGGGAUCGGUCGCUGCUGGGAGCGGGAAGGGCGUCCCGCUGGCGAUCACGCAGCGGCCUGUUGGCUAUGAUAUCAGCGAAGGCACCCUGAACCAGUCAUCGGUCGCGGCCCCGGAGCAGCUGCUCGCCAACGCUGCUGAGAAGCUGCAGCAGCUGCAGCAGCAACAGGAGGAGCACAAGCGGCGACAGCAGCAGCAGCAGCAGCAGCAUGCGGCGGCCGGAGUGGGUCCCGCUGGCGGCCAGCAGCAAGCUGUGCAGCGGGUGGUGCAGCAGCCGCAGCAGCAGCAGCAGCAGCAACAGCAACCACGGCGCACUCUGAUUGCUGUCCCAGUGUCUGCGCGCCCCGCCGCGUCAGCAGCCCGGGGCAGUGGCAGCGCCGCGGCCAGGCGCGACGGCCUGCGCACACCUGUAAGCGGCAGCAGCGCUGGCAGCAGCCCCCGCUGUUUCUCGGCGGCGGAGGGCGCACUUGAGCACAAGGCAGCGCGGGGCACCAGCUCGCUCGUUCCGCGCUCGGCGGCGGCAGCGGCGCCGCAGCAGCAGGCGGCCCAGUACGUGGCGGUACCCAGGCGCGAGGUUGUUUCAACCAACCCGCUAGUGCUGGCCGUGCCGCGGCCAGUACCGCUGUACCGGCAGCAGCAGCAGCAGCAGCAGCAGCAGCAGCAGCAGCAGCAGCAAGCAGCGGCUGCUGCGGCGGAGGCUGCAAGCCGCAAGCAGCAGCCUGCAGCUAGGGUCGUGGCUGCCGCCGAGCCUGCUGAGCGCAAGCCGCCACUCAUGUCCUCUCAGCAGCAGCAGCGGCAGCACCAGCACCAGCCGCCAAGCAAGGUUGCUGGCCCCGGUGCACCUAUCACUUACACCACACCUGCAGCCUCUGCUGCGCGUCAGCAAAACACUGCGUGCGGCCCACAGGCCUUCACAAGCGCCCCUGCCGGCAUGGCUGGGAUGGCGCUGAACGUCCCGGCGGCUGCAGCAGCGGAUGUCUUGGACCCAAAGCAGCAGCAGCAGCAGCAACAGGAGCAGCAACAGCAACAGCAGCGAGCAGCACUGCCAUUGCCACAGCUUAUGGAGGCAUCGCAGCCGCAGCCCUCACUGCAGGCAGAUCGUACCGCCUCUGAGGCUGCAGAGGUAGCCCAGGAGCCUCAGGAGGCGCCGCCACUGCAGCGGCAGCAGCAGCAGCAGCCAUAUGGAGAAUCGCCAACACAGCCGCCAGCAGCGCACAAGCAGCCGCAGGCGCGCGAGCCGGCGCACGAGCAGCCACAGGAGCAGCAGCGCGCGCCGCAGCAGGCGCCGCUGACGGGCGCCCUGGGGGCCCUGCAGCAGCACCUGCAGCGCUUUGCGUAUGACAUUGCGCUGGCCCAGCACGCGGGCUACGCGCCGCACCCCGCGCUCAUCUGGAUGCACGGCAUGGCGCAGGCGGCGCUUGUGCAUGCAGCUGGGCUGGCAGACCCAGAGGUGCAGCACCAGCAUGCCGGGGCGGCGCUGAUGGCGCUGGACCACAAUUACUUGUGCCUGCAGCAGCAGUGCUACGAAGCAUACCAUCGCCAGCAGCAGCAGCAGCAGCAGCAGCAGCAGCAGCAGGAUGAUGGUGGCUCGGAUGUGGAGGCGGCAGUUGGCACGGCGCCAGAGGACGACGAGUUUGCGGCAACGGAGGACGAGGUAAGCAGCCUGCCCAUCCACGAGGGGUCGUGGCACGAGCCGCGGCAGCUGAAGAUGGAGGUCGCCCAGGCGGAGUGCGAAGCAGGCACGACUGGCGCCGUGCUCGCGCCUGCCCCCGAGGGGGCAGCGUUUGCAGCCGACGCUGCUGCUGCCGCCGCGCUGUCGCCAAGCAAUUUUCUGGCACAGCUGGCCGCGGCUGUGCGGCACCGGGGCUCCAGCCCCCGGCAGCUGGCCGCCGCGCAGCAGCACCAGACGCAGCAGCGGCAGCGGCGGCGACGUGGGCAGUGCGGCGAGCCGUUCGACGCGGGGGCCGCGGCUGCAGACUUCCGGGAGCGCUGGGCGGGCGUGGCGGGCGGCGGCUGUGGCGGCGACGGCGCCGCCGAGGCUGGCGCAGCGCAGCCCUCGGCCUCGGAGGAGCCUAGGCCAGCGGCCAAGGAUGGCGGCGGCGACGGCGUGCGGGGCCAGCAGGAUGCGUCGGCAGAAGCGCGCAGCCGCGCCAGUGCGGCCAAGUAA